Molecule: messenger RNA, 3910 nt
Organism: Morone saxatilis (striped sea-bass)
Lineage: Eukaryota; Metazoa; Chordata; Actinopteri; Moronidae
Gene: ptk2bb
Product: protein tyrosine kinase 2 beta, b
Exons: 31
Coding region: 173-3160 (995 amino acids)
Biological process (GO): signal complex assembly; protein phosphorylation
Cellular component (GO): cytoskeleton; focal adhesion
Molecular function (GO): ATP binding; protein tyrosine kinase activity
Source: RefSeq, a predicted model, not a curated record
AGGUGAGGGAGUGGCCACCUGCCACCUUCUGCUCGACUAACAGUGUGAGACACACACUGUCAGGCCUGGACUCUCCGGGAGGAAUAACGCUGUCUGUCAAGCUUUUAUUCUCAGAGGAAUUCAAUCAGAAUCAGGAAGAUGUGGAUAUGAUGGUGCCCACCCAGCCGUGACAAUGUAUGAGGUGAUGUCCGGUGACACCCUGUCCUGGAAGGUUCCCAGUCCAAGACAAAGUGCUUCAGAGUCCAACCCCGAAUCAGAAUUCACUGGAGACGAAGGGGCCAUCAAGAUCCUCAAAGUGUGCUUCUGCACCAACAACAACCUGGGCAAGAACUUCAAGCUGGUUAAAUGUGACAGCUCCUGGCAAAUUAGGGCCAUCAUUCGUUCGAUUCUGGUCAGUGGUCGUUUGGGGCCAAAUGUCGAACACGCAGGAUGCUACGGUCUCCUGCUGAAGCACCUAAAGUCAGAAGAAAUUCACUGGUUGCAUCCAGAUAUGACUGUUGGGGAAGUGGAACAACGUUACGAGAGCCAUCAUGUGGAAGCUGAGUGGAGGUAUGACCUUCGUAUCAGAUACGUUCCUGUUAAUUUCCUGGAAAAAUUCAAAGAUGACAGAUCUACGUUGCUGUAUUUUUACCAACAGGUGCGCAGUGAUUACAUGCAGUAUCAUGCCAGUAAGGUCAGUGACGGGAUGGCGCUGCAGCUCGGCUGUUUGGAGAUCAGGAGGUUCUAUAAAGACAUGAAUGCAAAAGGUCUGGAGAAGAAGUCCAACUUUGAGCUGCUAGAAAAAGAAGUGGGCCUGGACCUUUUCUUUCCUCAACAGCUGAUUAACAGCAUGAAGGCAAGGCAGCUACGGAAGUUGAUCCAGCAAACGUUUCAACAGUUCUCGACACUCAAGGAGGACGACUGCAUGGUCAAGUUUUUUGAGACCCUCCAAGAUUUCGUCAAUUAUGAUGAAGAGGUUUUCCCAUGUGAACUAGUUCAAGGCUGGAGUCUGUCGGUGGAGCUGGUCAUCGGUGGGAGGGGAAUUCGCCAACGCACACAGAAGAAUUCAGCGCCUGUUUUUCUAGCCGACUUCAAACAGAUCAAGAAAAUACAAUGCUUAUCUCAGAGUGACGGCAAGGCUCUCUUGAACCUCGAAGUAGAGGGGGCCAGACAACGGCUAUCGAUCAAUGUGGCCACAGUCCCUAUGGCAGAGAACAUGAUGGACCUUAUUGAUGGGUACUGCCGCUUGGAAAAUGACAGAGAUGAUUCGGUUAUCCACCGACCAAAUAAAGAUGUCAAUGCACGAAGCUCCCUACCUGAGAUUCCAACAGACAGCAGAGACACCAGCAGCUCGACCAGACACAGUAUGGGGUCUGAUAUUUAUUGUGAGAUUCUGGAUGAACGGCCAAAAUCAGUUGUUAAGUACGGGAUCGACCGAAAUGACAUUGUUCUGGGCCGGAUCCUUGGUGAGGGGUUUUUCGGGGAAGUCUACGAUGGAGUUUACAAAAAAGAUAAUGGCGAGAGGGUUAAUGUGGCAGUGAAGACCUGCAAAGACUGUUCACCUGAUGUGAUGGAGAAGUUCAUGAGUGAAGCAGUAAUUAUGAAGAACCUCAAUCACCAGCACAUUGUCAAACUGAUUGGAAUCAUAGAGGAGGAUCCUGUGUGGAUUGUCAUGGAGCUUUAUCAGUAUGGAGAGCUUGGGAACUACCUAACUCAGAACCAGAACAAGCUGACAAAUAUAACUCUGGUGCUGUUCAGCCUGCAGAUCUGCAAAGCUCUUGUCUACCUCGAAGGGGUCAACGUGGUACACAGAGACAUUGCAGUUCGGAACAUAUUAGUCGCCAGUCCAGACUGCGUGAAACUCGGAGACUUUGGUCUGUCGAGAUACAUUGAGGAUGAAGAAUACUACAAAGCGUCUGUUACUCGGUUGCCGAUCAAGUGGAUGGCCCCAGAAUCCAUCAACUUCAGACGUUUCACCACAGCCAGUGAUGUUUGGAUGUUUGCUGUAUGUAUGUGGGAGAUCAUGAGUGUUGGCCAGCAGCCGUUUUUCUGGCUUGAGAACAGAGACGUAAUCAACCAACUGGAGCAGGGCAUCAGGCUGCCCAAGCCAGACAACUGCCCCCCUGCCCUCUACUCACUCAUGACCCGCUGCUGGUCCUACGACCCCAGAGAGAGACCCAACUUCACUGAGCUGGUGGUCAAGAUCAGUGAUGUCCACAAAAUGGAGAAAGAGCAGGAGGUGGAGAGAGAGAGGGACAGAGCGCGCUCCACAAAAAUGUUUGACACCAAGUUCAACUUUACUGAACCUCCUCCCAAGCCAUCGAGAAUGAAACCAGGGCGGUUUGGGAACAUGCUCAGUAUUGGUCUACACAUUCAGCUGAACGAAGCUUUGUGUGCCAGCUCUCCUGACCUGGCCAGCCCAUGUGAAUACCAGUCCCCUGUCGACUCCAUGAACAGUCUUGCGGUGCCAGUCAGGUCCCCUCGUCGUCGGAGUGUGGGGGAGGGCGAGUUUCUCCGAGUGGAAGCAAACAGCAGGGAGGACGCCCAGCGCCUGUGGCAGAGGGAGAAGCAGCACAUGCAGGACACUCUCCGCCAGCAGAAAGAGCAGAUGAUGGAGGAUAAAAAGUGGCUGGAGAAGGAGGAGAGACUCCUGGACCCCAUGGGACCAGAGGACACUGCCAGCCCAGUGUUGCCUGAAGCUGAGGCCGAGAAUGCACCUCCAGAGAAGCCCCCACGGCUCACAGCACAGCCGACGCCCACAGCGGAGCUGGACCGCUCUGACGACAAAGUGUAUUCGUCCGUUAUGAAUCUGGUCAAAGUUGUUGUCCAACUAAAGAAUGACAUCCCCGAACUGCAUCCUGAACAAUAUAUCACCAUUGUCCAGUCUGUUGGGAUGGCUUUACGAGAUCUGAUUCGCAGUGUGGAUGACAUACUGCCCACCUUACACAAGUCUGUCAGGACUGAGAUCGAGGGCACCCAGAAGCUGCUGAACAACGACAUGGCGGAGCUGAUCAGCAAAAUGCGACUGGCCCAGCAGAAUGCCAUCACUUCUUUGAAGGAGGAGUGUAGGAAACAGAUGCUGGCUGCAGCGCACAAUCUGGCUAUGGACAGCAAGAACAUGUUGGAUGCCGUGGACCAGGCCAGAGUGAGGGCCAACUUAGCCAAGCCAGUGGCCCCUUAGUGGACACAUUAAGUUUAGAAUCCGACUUUUUCAGUCAGAAAUAACAUUUGCACACAGUCGUUUUCUGGAGUCAUCAUACCUGUAAAUGGAUGUUUUAAUUUUAAAUAUGAUACUACAAUGGAGGAAAACUAGAUGUUUAUGCUUAGCAAGGUAGCAUGUAUACUGAAAUUAAUGGUCUGUUGGCACCGUAUUUAGCAUGCUGUCACUUCAGACAUUUACACAUGUUCUCACUUGUGGUUGUGUAUUUGUCUUAAUUCUGCUCAGAAAUGUAAUUGUAAAUAUAAAAUGGAUCUGAUGACAAGUACAAGAAGUUUUAUCGCAGAGAAAAGGAAAAAGUAACGUAAAGCAAAUUAAAACACAAGUAAUUGUUUACUAAACCUGUCAGUAGUAACCUAAAUAUAUAUAUUUGCGUUGAUAGUAUUGAUAAUGAUCAUUUGGGUUUUCUUAGGUGACACAAUAACAGCAACACCUGUACAAUAUAAUUUUUUCCCAAGCAAAAACGCAACUAUUUGUUGCUAUUACAACACAGUUGAAUCAACACCUAUCUGAUGCCAUCCUAUUAGAAGCUGUGCAAGUUGUAUGGCUGUGAAUUAGUUUGCAUUAUAAUGUGCAGUUGAUGCCUUCACUUUUUUCCCUCUGCAGCACUAUAGCAUUGUUUGAACAUGCAGUGCAUAAACAUAUUGACCUGGUAGCAAUAGUUAAUUAUGUGUGUGUUUUUUUUGCCGCCACUCAAUAAAUGCUAUAUAGACU